This is a messenger RNA of Amaranthus tricolor (Joseph's coat), 459 nucleotides long. RefSeq lists its product as uncharacterized. The transcript is spliced from 2 exons. The record is from RefSeq and is a predicted model, not a curated record. The coding region runs from base 1 to 402 and encodes 133 amino acids. NCBI's taxonomy places the organism in Eukaryota, Viridiplantae, Streptophyta, Magnoliopsida, Caryophyllales, Amaranthaceae.
AUGAAGGGAGUCAUGAGAUUUGGCAAGAGGGGGAAGUUGAGCCCAAAGUUUAUAGGACCUUAUGAGAUCACAGAGAAGGUAGGAAAGGUCGCUUACAAACUAGCAUUACCCAAUGAGUUGGGUAAGGUCCAUGAUGUGUUUCACAUUUCGCAGUUGAAGAGAUAUGUUCCCGAUAAAUCUCAUGUGCUAGAUCCCGAACCCUUAGAUCUGGAUGAGAAUCUAUCUUAUGAAGAGAAGCCUAUCAAGAUCUUAGAUUCUAAGGUGCGUAGUACGAGGAGAAAAGAUAUAAAGAUGGUGAAAGUUCUAUGGGCUAACCAGCGCACACAGGAGGCAACGUGGGAAACUGAGGAUUCCAUGCGUGAGAAAUACCCACACCUUUUUCCUGAGGUGCCCGGUUCAUAAGAGGGGCGUAAGAACCCCUUCGAAGCGAUUUUUGUGGCUUUUCAUCUUGCAGUGCAG